AGACGCGGGCAGCGUCAGUCCGUCAGAUCCGGCUCCGAUUAAUCUCAGUCGUUCUAGAAACGCCCAUUUGGCCGUAGCUUUCCCUCGCCGCUCCCAUGGCGAUGGCCUUACCCAGAGCGCCCCCUCCUCGCUCCCAGCUACCGGCAGAAGCUUCGCAACCGUCGACCGCCCAGAGGUCUGCGUCGUUCCCCACCAUGCCCGACAUCAUCGCCGCCUCCCGGGCGCAGGGCCUCCGCCUCCGUCUCCAGGUCCUCGGGCCCUUCUUCCGGGUCCGGGCGGAGGGCGAGGACGGGUCCGAGCUGGGGAGGGCGGAGGGCGUCGUACGCCCGUGGGUCGCAGGAAAGGUUCUGCACCUCGACUCCAUGAGGCUCAGCCGGGACACCCUCUCCAUGGAUCGCUCCAUCUUCGGCCUCGGCCUCUUCGUCGGUGCCGCCGCCGUCCGCCACGGCUACGACCAGGGCUGCCGCACCGCCCAACUCCUCGCCAUCAACGAUUCGCCCCUCUUCCACUCCAAGCUUGUGAGAUUCUACACGAGGAUGGGAUUCAAGGUGGUUCAUGAAGUGGAUGGAUCGUCCAUGGGGGAUUUGGCUCACAUGCUGGUGUGGGGAGGGAGAGGAACUCGAAUGGAUGCCGACAUCGAGCAACUUUUUCUCAAAUGGGCCAAAAAAUUCAAGGCUUCAAGGUCGUAAGGCAACAAUUGCACGGAUCUGAAACUUCAACUAGAAAUAGGCAAAAACAAUCUUUAAUCUGUUCUACCGAUUGUUGCGAUUGCUUUCAAAAGGCAGACAAAACUGGUGACUGCAAAAUCCGAAGAUUCAUUCGAUAAGCAAAACAGAGUUGAAGCUAAAACAAGGAGUGAUCGAUGAACUUCAAGUUCAAACUUGUUUUUAUAUGUUCCUAAGUUUUCUAUUUGGAAUGUAAUGAAUUCCCUUAUUUUGGCAAUUUCCCAAAGGCGUACUCACUGUUUAACUAAAAAUAUGGUACAUGUAUAUAAACAUGAAUUUGAAUCUUGUCAAAUAUCCUCCCAAUAUCAAGAGUCAUCCUCUCAUA
This is a messenger RNA of Zingiber officinale, 1050 nucleotides long. RefSeq lists its product as uncharacterized. The transcript has 2 exons. Lineage: Eukaryota; Viridiplantae; Streptophyta; Magnoliopsida; Zingiberales; Zingiberaceae. The coding region runs from base 96 to 689 and encodes 197 amino acids. The record is from RefSeq and is a predicted model, not a curated record.